Ixodes scapularis (black-legged tick) is the source of this 1860-nucleotide messenger RNA. RefSeq lists its product as uncharacterized. Lineage: Eukaryota; Metazoa; Arthropoda; Arachnida; Ixodida; Ixodidae. Bases 498 to 935 code for a protein of 145 amino acids. The transcript has 3 exons. The record is from RefSeq and is a predicted model, not a curated record.
AGCGACACUGAGGGUACAAAAAGCUUCGCGCGCGAGCUCCGGAGAUUCCGACUCCGGAGUCCGGACCCGCCGCGCACCCCUUUCGAGUCGGACCCCUUGCACGCGCGGAGAAGUUGACCCGUCGCGCAACAAAACAAAAUCCGACGAGCGAUAAGAACGCGAGAGGAGCGAGCUGCGAAACGAGAUCCAAAGUCUGCGCUGACACCUCAAGUUUCUUUCCUCGGACUGUUCGACGGAAAGUUUGGUUGUCCGCUCCGGCAUCGCCUGCUGUAGUCGUCGUCUUUGGUUUUCGUAGGUUGUUGUUGGUGCGGAAUUGGAGGGAAGAGCGCGGAGAUUCUUUUUGUGUUUAUCUUCGUCCCCCCCGAGUAUCCAAAGAGGGAGCGAGCGGCAAGUCAGGAGGACCGACGACGAAAAACAAAGAAUCUUCCCCACGUCUCGAAAAACGACCUGAGAGCGUCCCUUCAACCGCUACCGAAGAAAGACCUGCCAAAGUAACCAUGCACCGAGCUCGUUCUAUGCCGGUCCCAUCCACGCUGAGGUCCCCUUGGCUCCUGCUCCUGGUCCUGCUCGGAGCUCGCGGCAGCGAGGCCUACUUCACCAAGGACAGCGACGACUACCGGACUGUCGCCGCCGCUGCAGGCGCCGGCGGAGCGCUCCAGGCGGCUCAGACGCCCGCCCAGCGGAGCCAGCUGCCCCCGGACCUGGAGGAGUACGCCAACCUGAUGCUCCUGCUCAGGGAGUACCUGAUAAAGGAGGCGGCGAGGUACCAGGACCAGGCGGCCGGCAAGACGCGCUACGGGGAUCCCGUAGAGGCUCAGAACAUCGUCAGCAAACGAGGAGAUAUCGCCGUUUCGAAGACAAGAUCCGAUCCAUAUCCUGGGAAUCUACGCGACGGUUCGGCGACAUGCUCGCCUCCCCCAAUCGCGCACCGAUAAAACAAUAAUAAUCGAACCCACAAAAAAAAAUUUUUUCCGCUUUUUUUUUAAUGGUGUAGUUGAGACAAUCGCUGCUGGGUAAACGGAGGCGGCGACAAUAAUGCCGUGUGUAUGUGAACAAGGUUUACGUCGCCUAUCUACAGCUGUUCGACGUCCGUGUCCGAAUAAACCAAGAAAGAUGUCCAAAGUGCAAAGACCAUACUCCGUGUUUACACUGACUCUGACCGCAGCCGAAGCUACGAUCAUCGGGAAGCAAUCGAGCAAGGCCAAAUGUGCCGCGUGACGGCGCUCGUAGGCUUUGUGCUUUCAAUGUCACUGACUAAACCCAUAUUGCACGCUCUGUGCGCAGCGAUCCUGGGCUUGUUUCACGCUUGAUCGGUUUAGCCGGCGAUCAAAACGUUACCCUUCGUCAUAAACUACGUGUCCCACCAUUCUACAUAUCUGCUCGCAUUGAUCAUAGCCAUAAGGUUGGUAGUCUAAAUUUUAACACUUCAUUAUUUCAAUGUUCUUUUAUGCCAUGAACCUCUAUAGACUGGAACCACCUUCCCGCCUCGACAGCUAAAAUCACGAAUAUUGUUUUGUUUAAAAAUGCUAUUACUAAUAUGUUCACAUUAUACCACUCUCUCCCCUCUUCAAUGUACUUACCUGGAGAGCAUUUGAAAUAAAUAAAUAGACACACACAGACUACGAGGGCCGUGACGAGGAACUUUUGGCUCUGUUUGAUUGGCUGUGUCCGAUCGUGACGUCGGCGCCGGUCGGACAUUAACUGAAACGGAGAACACUGACGGCGCGUCGCUGAUGUACCGCACUAAAUAAUAAAAAUACAACGUGCCCCGUCUGGAAUCGCGGGCGGUGAUGUAAGCCUCCAUCGUGUAUACCCGUUUGUUUCGUUUUUGUUGUCAUUAAAAGCGUUUGUUGAAGUGGG